Molecule: messenger RNA, 726 nt
Organism: Chinchilla lanigera (long-tailed chinchilla)
Lineage: Eukaryota; Metazoa; Chordata; Mammalia; Rodentia; Chinchillidae
Product: vomeronasal type-1 receptor 90-like
Exons: 1
Coding region: 1-726 (241 amino acids)
Biological process (GO): G protein-coupled receptor signaling pathway
Cellular component (GO): membrane
Molecular function (GO): pheromone receptor activity
Source: RefSeq, a predicted model, not a curated record
AUGGGCUUCAUAGCUGCAGACAUUUUUGAGUUUCAGGGUUGGGGGGAUGGCCUUGUGUGUAAAUUGGUUAUCUACGUGCACAGGUUGAUGAGGUCCCUCUCCAUCUGUACCACCUGCCUGCUGAGUGUUCUCCAGGCCAUCACCCUAAGCCCCAGAAACUCUUGUUUGGAAAAACUUAAAUAUAAAUCCUCACAAUACCCAUGUUGCUUUGUGUUUCUGUGGAUCUUCAAUUUGAUCCUGAAUACUCGUUUCUUAGUCUCCAUUGGGGCCACCCCCAAUGUAACCUCACACAGUCUCAUGUUUGUCACUGAAUCCUGCUCUCAGUGGCCUAUUAGUUACUUGUUCGGGUACGUAUUUUUGUCAUUGGUGAGUAUUCAGGAUAUCUCCUCUAUAGUGGUGAUGGUUCUCUCAAGUGGAUACAUGGUGAGCCUGUUGUGCAGGCAUAAGAGGCAGUUCCAGCAACUUCAUAGCACUAAUCUUUGUCCAAAAGCAUCCCCAGAAGAGGCCACUCGGAGCAUCCUGCUGCUAAUGGGUUUCUUUAUGCUCAUGUACUUUUUGGAUUGUGUUACUUUCUUAACCCUUGCAAUACUGUGGAAAAAUGACCCAAUUAAUAUUUGUGUGCAGAUGCUUGUGUGUAAUUGUUAUGCCACAGUCUGUCCUUUUGUGCUAAUGAGCACUGAAAAACGGAUGAUUGUAUGUUUAAAAUCCACGUGGAAAAGACUGUGA